GUGCGAUAACAACUUGCUCACGAUGGCACGUUCUAACCUCCAACCGCCACGGUUGGAAGACAAAAUAUACCGUCGCGAUUGCUUACUUCGCAGCAAUGUCGAAUUACCAUCAAAUGGCGGUGCCAAGUUGUCGCGCGAAAAGACGCAAAGACAAACGAGGUAAGUUCCCGAAGGAGAAUCCACAGUGAACCAUCGGACUCCGAGAGAUCGCGUGUACGAAUUUCACUCCUCACGUGUGAGUCUAACCCUCGGACUUCACAUUUCAAUGUAUCAGCUCGACCAUAAGAGAGACUCGGCUUAUACAUAGAUAACCAGCUAUUGAAUAAAUAAAGCAAUUGAUGUGAUAAGCAAAUAAAAUAAAAAUGCCAAAGUAUACGCUGAGAAAGUACUCGCGGUAGAUUCGAUCCUUUCGCAUGCCGGUAUUGACGUCGAGAUGCAGCUCGAAACAUCAUCCGUCAGCCGUCGUCAACUGGAAAAAAAGCGUUCGCGAACGAAGCAGGAAAGCCUGCGAUCGGAAGUACGAAUGAACCAAGUAUCUCAUUCAACCGGCACUUUUCAAGCUCUCGAGCGUUUCUUGACGUGCAUACGCGCGAAGAGUUUGUGGAGCAAUAGCCGAUGCACCUGGUGGGGCGAAGGGGGAGGGCAAAACGGCAGGGAAGACAGACGGUGCGACCUCUAGCGAGGCGUAAUGGGUGUGCAUCGUAGCAAUGCGUUGCAUUGCUGUCGAAUAUGGCGUCGAGCACGGACCUGACGGAGUAUUCGUCUCCGGUGAAGCGUCGUAGGGUGGACGACGGCAGCGGUCACGGGAGCAUCAGCGGGGCCACGAUGGAUUCGAUGACUGGUGAGACAGCCCACGCCAGGCCGAACGAAGAUCUCGAAGAAACGUUUGGUACAGACAAUGAGUUCACGGAACUGAGUGAUGAAUCCAAAUCAGCAUCCAUAUCUCCUGCAACCACAAGUUUAAUAUCACCACCAUCUCGAGUCGACUCAAUCAGUGAUGAUACUGGUUGCCCGAUCGAUACUGCGGAUGAAAAAGAUGAGGUAUCUUCCACUGUUUCAAAUCUGUCAGAUUUAUCGGGGUUAUCUGAUCUUUCUGGAGAGGCAGAAAUUAGUCAUCAAUGGAGGAACGCUUCUUCCUGGGUUCAAAAACAGGUGCUCACUGGUGCUGAUCCAAGAAAUCUCCUACACCACUUGCUCAUGGGUUCUACACAAAUUCCUGAGCAGAUCAUAAUUAACAUGAUAUCGGAGCCUAGGCAAAAACUCCGACACGUAAACACCUUAACAGACGUGGUGCGAUUGGUUCGCAACAGCGAGAAAAUUAUAGUAUUGACUGGCGCUGGUGUAAGCGUUAGCUGUGGUAUUCCUGACUUUAGAAGUAGGGAUGGUAUUUACUCAAGAUUAGCACAAGACUUUCCGAAUUUGCCAGAUCCACAGGCUAUGUUUGACAUUACUUAUUUUGCUGAAGAUCCCAGGCCAUUCUACAAAUUUGCGCGCGAAAUAUACCCAGGACAAUUUGAGCCUAGUCCCUGCCAUAGGUUCAUCAAAAUGCUAGACAAACAGAAGAAGCUCUUGAGGAAUUAUUCGCAAAAUAUCGACACUCUGGAGCAAGCUGCUGGCAUUGAGAAUGUGAUCGAAUGCCAUGGCUCCUUCGCUACUGCGUCGUGCACAAAUUGUAAAUAUCGAGUGAAAGCGGACGAAAUCAGGGAAGACAUCUUCGCACAGAGGAUACCUUUUUGUCCGAAAUGUCGUGAGAAGGAUAUAUUGCGUUCUCUGCCCAAGCUUAACCCCAACGAGAACUACCGAGGUCUGGUAUCCCAAGGCAUAAUGAAGCCAGAUAUCGUUUUCUUUGGCGAGGGGCUGCCGAAUGUAUUUCACGACGCGAUGGCCAAAGACAAGGACGAUUGUGACCUUUUAAUCGUUAUUGGCUCAUCCCUGAAAGUUCGACCGGUGUCUUUAAUCCCAUCAUCCAUUCCGUCUCAUGUACCGCAGAUCCUCAUUAAUCGGGAGUCAUUGGCACAUGUUAAGUUUGACGUUGAGCUGUUGGGCGAUGGUGAUGUUAUUAUUAAUCAGAUAUGCCAUCUGUUGGGAGACACUUAUAAAGAAGUCUGUUGGCAUGAUAAGAUUUUGAAGGAGGCGUCACAGCUUCUACCGGUGCGUUGUCUGUCCGACGACACAUGGGAACAGAGUCAAGAUACAACCACCAAUACCGAACUGUCGCGCGACAGCGUCGAGGUCGAUUUAAAAUCUCACAAUGUGUCCUCGACUGAGAGUCAAGAUAGUCUGUUGAUCAACGCCAACGCAAUGUCACAACGUGCGGAGGAUAUCAAUAUCUGCGUGUCACCUUUCUAUGGCGGGCACAUGGAUAGUACAGAGGAGGGCUUCAAUCUUCUGGGAGAGAGUCCAAAGAGGCGAUCGGGUGAUACUAGUAUAGAGAACAGUCCCAAGCGGAUGAAUUUUGGCAAUACCCGCGAUGCGAAACUGGCGAGUUUCGUUUCAUCGCCGACAAAAAUCAACGUCGAAUGUGCAAUGACCUCACCGAGGAAUAAGACUCACGUCCCAUCCACGGAAUCUGUGUCUGAAAAUAGUUCAAUGGAGGAAUGUCAAGUAGUACCGACGACAAUGUCCAUUUCAUCGGAAGCGGUUCUCUACGAUAACACUCUAGAGUCGCACAAAUUAUUAGACAACUGUGGACAAACGAUCAAGUACGACGACACCAUGACAGCAACGGACAUCGUGGAGUCGGACAAGAUGAUACCGAAGCCGAGACAAGCAUCGGUGGACUCUGUCUUAGAUUCUGGUAUAGGUGACAGUUGUAACAGUGUCGACAGCACAGAGAAGUACGGCAUGACUGAAUUGAAGAACAGAACAUUGGAAGGUCACUGUUGGCAGCCGAAGAUCCGAGAGAGUCUCGCUACCAGGCUACCAGAAAACUCAUAUUACCAGCUGGCGCCAGGUAGAUACAUUUUCCCUGGUGCGGAGAUCUAUUCCGAGCCCGAGGAUUAUGAUCAGUGCUCCCUGUCGGCGAACUCCGAGAGCACAGACAGUGAGAGUGACUCCUCCUCGGGCGAGGAAGAAGAGGACGAGGAAGAGGAGACAUGCGCGGAUGACGAUCUGUCGGAGAGCGCGGAUCCCGACGCGGACUCUGAUAGGCGAAACAACGACGCGAAAUGGGCAAGCAAUUCCUACAGCGUCAGACAAGAUUAAAACGCGCUCAAGCUAUAGCGGUUAAUCCUCGGUAACUGUUAUUACAUCGGCUCUCAACCGGUGAUGUUCGCCGACGAGAUCAUUACAUAGAAUCAUAAACGGUGCAAUUUUUACCAACUCGCAGUUCGUUCGCAACGGCAAGAAUAUACACCUGUAUGUCGUACAUAGGCAGAAUGGUUGAACGGUCGCGGAUGAGCCAUCUCUGCUCUGCACUGUGAAAGUCGUUGCGAAGAUCAGCAGAAAUCUUUAUUCCACCAAUGUUGGUGAGCACAGCUGUGUGAGACGGUUGAAUUAUCGUUGUCGUUUUGUUUCGUGGCUGCCGCCAGAAAUGGUCGCGGGUGCAUUUAAAUUUCAAUCAGGGUUUCACGUCGAAGUUUUUCUCUAUUCGUGUGUCGUGUGCGAUUCAUCACCACGUGAUCUUCAAAAGAGUGAUUUCAAAUAUCUGCACACGCAAUGUGUAAUUCGACGUGUUACUCUAUCGGUGGUUUAUAAAUUGUGAUAAGUGUUGCUCGUGAUAAAUGUUCACUCUUUCUCUCUCUCUCUCCCUCUCUUUCAAAUCUGUUUUUUCUCAUUACAUAUGAAAAUUUAAAGCCACCGUUAUUUCUGCUUAUAGUUGGAAACCGCGGGACGAAAGCACAACGGUAACUACGUCUCACAUGUUGUCCACACGAUCUUUGCUAAUAAUGAAGAUUAUGGAAAUUAUCGAGAUUGCUUUUAGCUUAAUACACUAUCUAUAAUUAUUUCGUUUCCUAAUAAUAAUCUAUUAAGAGCUACUUUAUACGCGCAUGAGGUGUGUACAUAUUGGUGUUUCAGCACGACUCCUUCGUCGUAAGAUGAAGAGUCGGGAGACACUAACGGAAUUUAGAUUCUGUUUCAAUUAAGUGGUAACGAUGGUAACGUGUAAAUAUGAGAUUAAACGUAAACGUAUUAGCACGGUUAAAAAUCGCGGAUUGUUGAGUCUAUGAUGCGAGUAAAGUGAUAUUCCAAACGGUAAAUCCGUUCGUUUUAGCUGGUCUCUUCUGCAUUUAAAGUGAAACAAGUUUACUCACAUAUUUUGACGGGCCAGAAAAGAAAAAAGAGAUAACGUGGGAGAACGGAAGGGAGGUGCAAAGAAGAGAGUAGUGAGUAUAGCUAAAAUCAACGGAUCCAAUUAAUGCAUUUUGCGAAAAUGAGAUCUACUAUCUUAUUUUAUUAUAUCAGAAUGAAUGUAAUCACACCUUUACGCACGCGAGCACACUCACAUGGCACGAAAAGAUGUCAUGUUAGUUUGUUAGAAACUGCAAAAACUGUCUUGAACGAGAACGAUUUCUUCAUUCGCGAUUCUUGAUUCAAAUUGAUUAGUUGAAUGACAUUGAAACGAUACGAUUAAUCGAUGAGAAAGCGAUAGUAUGACAAAACAUGCAGAAUCUGCUGUAACUAAUUAAAAAUUAAAAAAAAAGAACUUAUCCGCGACGCGCGUCAUGCCCGUCGUUAUGAAUAGAAUCGCUAGUAUUAGUCGACAUCUUCUUUCAACGUUGCAAACUUGAGGGAGGGAUAAUAGCUAAUUACAAAUCAUGUAUCAUUCUAUUAGCCUUGAAUUCAGCUCAAAAGUUUAUAUUCUCCCAUUUUGUGUGCGAUUUUCGGCUACAAAAUAAGUUUCCGAGACUUAUUCACAUAGGCACACAAUUGGGACCGGGCUUUCGGCACAUUCGGCGAAUAAGAUCCUGCAAAAUCGCACGAUCGAUCCAACGUGUAAUCGACGAUCACUGAUUCUAUCGUACGUUAAGUUGUACUAAUAAGCUUCUCGCAUCCCAAUACGGAUAAUCGUCAUGGUUUGGCAGUGAACACUUUUUUUUUGUUAGACUCUUUAAGUUCAACUUUGUUUCAUUGGAGCACGGGCGAAUGUACAAAGCAAUGUUGGAUAGCUUCGCAUUGCGUGUUAUUUUUAUAUGAGCAAGAAAAGAAGUAUAUAGAAUAGCGAAUUUACAAGAUUAAAAAAAAACAAAAUGACGCAAUAAUCUUUGACAAACCGUUGUUGAAUACGGUUCUGCCGUGACAAACUAAAGUGAACCGUACAUAAAUAAAUGAAAGAAGGAAAAAAGAUGUGUAGUGCAAAGGCGGAUAGUGCAAAGAGAGAGAGAGAGAGGGAGAGAGAGUGUGACGUUGUUUAUGAGAAUGUUUUGCUGAGACACAUUUUAUAUGCAUAUAGAGAAGAACGGUUCUGUCAAAGACAUUAUUGCAAUUUAUCUGUAAGGAAUAAAAGAACGGUUGUGUGCAAGUUUUAUUAUAAUAUAAUUAUAAUGGACGUAAACUUACUUCGAUUCAAUGCUAUCGCAUUGUAUGAGUAAUGUUUGAAAUAACGGCGAAAAUUAAGUAAGUGGGAAGAAAUGCGUGUGCGUGCGUAUGUACUUGCGAGAAUGAGAGAGAAAGAGAGAUGGAGCGAACGAUAUUAAUAAUUCACAUGCGAUAAGCAACGUAUGUAAGCACACUCUUCUAAUAAUGUGACAUAAGAUUUUACUUUUCUUUUAUUCCGCUAUAUGCAAGUUCUACAUGGGAGAGAAUCGUGUCCCGGUAUAGAGACACUUUUACUACAGCGGCAAGAAGACUCAUUUAGUAGACCUGUUUGCUUCCGAAAAAUACCGUAUAAUUUCGGUUCCUUACAAUAAGAGACAGUUUUAUAUAAGAUUAGACAUGAGGAUUAUUGAUUUUUUGCCUUGUAAAAAAUUGCUUUAUUUAUCACUGUUUUGCUGAACAGAAGGCAGAUUAAGUAUAUUAUUAUUUGAUAAAUCUUUUUGUAUUAUUAUUUAUUUGAUAUAUACACGCAACACGCCACACACAACACACACACACAUACACACUUGUGAAUGUAUAUGUGCAUGUAAAGUGUACAUGUAUGUAUACAGGCGCACGAAAAAACGAAUGAUUGGUUUCCAGAUGCUACUCAUAUAAUUUCGCAGAUCCUUGGAAACUCCGACUCUCUGCGAUCUCUCGACUAGGUACACGUAAUAAUAAUAAUAAUACAUAUGACUACAAUCAUUCAGCAGUUGAUCGCGCGAAACGCGUGAUCUAGCUCCAUUUCUGGGUUGCUCUUUCUUUUUUUUAUUUUAUUUUAUUUUAUUUUUUUUUUUUUAACUUAAUUCUUUACUUAUGCGCCGAGGCUACUUAAGGGAUUGAGUCGGAGCGUGUGUGAUCACGAGAAUACAUCGAUCCAGCGUCAUAUGUUUUUGUCGUAUGAUUAUAUUUAUUUUAUACAUAUAAAUAUAUUUUUUAUAUGUAGUGAAAAGAAUUAUACAUAUAAUGCAGCAUGUGUGCUUGUAUGUGUAUGUAUGUAUGCAAGCGUACGUAUGUGCGGUAUGUGAGAGAGUUAUAGUUGCGUCGAUUCGGAGAGAGCUGUCAACUCGUGGAGGUUUGACAAUCAUACCAACUUUCUUGCGCGGUACUGACUUUUCUGUAUAAAUAUGUCGUCACGUGUAAAUAUUUAUUAUUUUUACUGUACAACGCCGGUCGCCGUGUUUUGUCGCAUCAGCUGAAUGACCGAAAGUGUGCAACGAUUAUUUUCGAUUCGUGUCCGAUUUCAUUGACCGUAUCAUAAACGAUUUCCCGAGCACUUUCGAGCUAACGCGACAAAACGAGCCGACGUUCUGAAUUUUUUAUAAUUUGUUAUUUAAUGUAAUGACUGUUAUAAAAAAAAAUGUUCUCUAUUACACACGUUGUAAGUUUUCUGUUUCUUUGGUAUUACUAACGUAUAAGCUUAUCUCUUAAAUUAAACAUUUUUCUAUGAUAA
This is a messenger RNA of Harpegnathos saltator (Jerdon's jumping ant), 6967 nucleotides long. It is a transcript of the gene Sirt1, whose product is annotated as NAD-dependent protein deacetylase sirtuin-1. Gene Ontology annotation, biological process: negative regulation of DNA-templated transcription. NCBI's taxonomy places the organism in Eukaryota, Metazoa, Arthropoda, Insecta, Hymenoptera, Formicidae. The record is from RefSeq and is a predicted model, not a curated record. Gene Ontology annotation, cellular component: nucleus; rDNA heterochromatin; nucleoplasm. Gene Ontology annotation, molecular function: transcription corepressor activity; histone deacetylase activity, NAD-dependent; p53 binding. Bases 730 to 3204 code for a protein of 824 amino acids. The transcript is spliced from 10 exons.